Bacillus rossius redtenbacheri is the source of this 2186-nucleotide messenger RNA. Its product is annotated as protein disulfide-isomerase A5. The transcript is spliced from 11 exons. Lineage: Eukaryota; Metazoa; Arthropoda; Insecta; Phasmatodea; Bacillidae. Gene Ontology annotation, biological process: protein folding. The coding region runs from base 157 to 2082 and encodes 641 amino acids. Gene Ontology annotation, molecular function: protein disulfide isomerase activity. Gene Ontology annotation, cellular component: endoplasmic reticulum. The record is from RefSeq and is a predicted model, not a curated record.
GCUUCUUGACAGCUGCCGGGCUGUCCUUGCAUUUAUAUGGGUCGCAUGAGAUCCGGUAAACAAAACAAACUCUAAGAAUUCGCGCUGCGGUGUCUAAAGUAGUGUGUAGGACGUAAAGCACCAAUAGACUCGUAAAAUAUUGAUAUCGGAUCAAAAAUGAAUGCUUUUAACAUUGUAUUAUUUUUGUUGCUGCUUCUGAGGGCGGGGCACUUCCACGCAAGGCAGGGUGCGCAGAGGCCGGCUGUUGACGAGGUCUCGGACCUCAAGGAGUUCAAGAAGCUCCUUCGCACCAAGACCAACGUGCUGGUGUGCUUCGUGAGCUCUGUGAAGCAGGCGGCGCCCACAGUGAAGGUGUUCCGCGAGGCUGCUGAUGCUGUGCGCGGCCAGGGCACCAUGCUGCUGGUCGACUGCUCAGGGGAGGCCAAGAAGAUGUGCCGGAAGAUGAAAGUGUCGCCAGAGCCAUACAUGCUCAAGCACUACAAGGAUGGGGACUUCCAUAAGGACUAUGACCGGCUGCUGUCGCCCGCCUCUAUGGUGGCCUUCAUGCGUGACCCGGCCGGUGACGCGCCCUGGGAGGAGGACACAGCCGCAGGAGACGUGGUGCACGUCCCAGAUGCACCGAGCCUGGGCAAAUUCCUGCGCAAGGAAAUGCGGCCCACGAUGGUGAUGUUCUACGCCCCGUGGUGCGGGUUCUGCAAGCAGCUCAAGCCGGAGUACGCAGCGGCCGCCACGGCGCUGCGAGACCGCGCGGCGCUCGCUGCAGUUGACGUGAACCGUCCUGAGAAUGCUGCUGUUCGCCACAAGUUCAACAUCACGGGAUUCCCCACCUUGCUGUACUUUGAGAAUGGCAGCCAGAAGUACGUGUAUGAGGGAGAGAACAAUAAGGACGGCAUCGUGGGCUUCAUGCACAACCCGCAUCGGCCCCCCGAGAAGGCCAAGGAGCCAGAGUGGUCCGAGACGAAGAGCGACGUUGUGCAUCUCACUGCCGCAACCUUCGAUCAGUUCCUCAAGGCAGAAUCGUCUGUGUUGGUGAUGUUCUACGCUCCAUGGUGCGGCCACUGCAAGAAGAUGAAACCAGAGUACGAGAAAGCAGCCAAGAUCAUGAAAGAUGAACAGAUCCCGGGGGCGCUGGCGGCGGUGGACGCGACAAAGGAGACCACGGUGACCUCGAGGUUCGGCAUCCGGGGCUACCCCACGGUGAAGUACUUCCGCGGGGGAGAGCUGGGGUUCGACGUGAGCGUGCGGACGGCCGGCGAGCUGGUGGGAUUCAUGCGGGACCCGCGUGAGCCCCCGCCGCCUCCCCCGCCUGAGCGGCCCUGGAGCGAGGAGGCCUCGGAGGUGGUGCACCUCGGCGAGGACAGCUUCAAGCCCUUCCUCAGGAAGAAGAAGCAUGUGCUCGUCAUGUUCUACGCACCCUGGUGUGGCCACUGCAAGAAGGCCAAGCCGGAGUUCUCGGCGGCCGCGGAAGAGUUCAAGGACGACACGAAGGUGGAGUUCGCAGCCGUGGACUGCACGGAGCACAGCGCCGUGUGCUCGGCCUUGGAUGUGAAGGGCUACCCCACCUUCAAGUACUUCCACUACUACAGCAAGGAGAGCAAGCCCUACAAUGGCGGCCGUGUGAAGGCAGACUUUGUCAGCUUCAUGCGGGACCCGCAGAACCCGCUGGCGGGCAUGGUGCCCCCCGCCUCGACGGAUGAUCCGGCAGAGGCGUGGGGCAUGCUGGAGGGGGCAGAGCACGUAGUCCACCUCACGGAUGUCAGCUUUGACAAGCAUAUCCGCGAGGGCCGCCCCACACUCGUCAUGUUCUACGCUCCUUGGUGCGGUCACUGCAAGAGGCUGAAGCCCGCGUACUGCCAGGCGGCCGCUGCCCUGAGCGAGGACGGCUCCCGGGGCGUGCUCGCGGCCGUCGACUCAACCGCCAACCCCGCGCUCACCGACCGCUUCAAGGUGCAUGCCUUUCCCACGCUGAAGCUGUUCGCGGGCGGGGCAGCGCCCUCGGACUAUGAGAGGGCCCGCACUGUCGAGGACAUUGUGGCAUUCAUGAAGACUGUCGGCGGCGGCCAGAAGAGAGACGAGCUGUGAUACCAUGUUCCCACUAGUUGAACUGGAGAGCACAGAGUUUGCUCUUUUUUUUAAGAGAAUACUGUCCAUUAUUUGAUUAAAAAAUGUAUUUGAAAAUUUGCAAA